Messenger RNA from [Candida] anglica, 487 nucleotides. NCBI's taxonomy places the organism in Eukaryota, Fungi, Ascomycota, Pichiomycetes, Serinales, Debaryomycetaceae. The record is from the annotation of a GenBank genome assembly.
UGAGUUCCAAUACGUUUUAAAGUAUCAGAAACCAAUAUCAACACUGAUAAAUCUAGGUCUAUAUACCCCUACUAAUACAACAUGUCUGUCAACCAGGAAGCACUCAGGAAACUUCUCAUAGAGAUGGACAACCAGUUGAGCCGGUCAAAGGCCGAGCUUUCGAUGUGUAACCUUCAACUCAGCAGAGUCGACACAAACCUUCGUCUUAUUCAAUCAACAAAAUCACGCUUAAAUACCUUAUGUACCGAUGGAGAACCAGUCUGGCAGGGUGUAGGCAAGACAUUUGUGAAAACAGACGUCAACACUUACUUGAAGGGCAUUGCCACAGAUGAAAAGGAAUUCAGCGAUAGCAAGUCGUCGUUGGAAAAGAAGAAACAUUAUUUGGAAACAACAUUGGAGAAGACUGUGGACAGUAUGUCUCAAAUUGUUAAUGGUGAUAGAAAGGCUUAGUGUAGUAUAUAGAGAAUUUACAACGAGAAUAAUUGGU